UAAAUAUCUAAUCUCAAUUAGAACAUAAACAUGCUUUUCUUUUUACUCAAUAAAAAAAUGGAAAGCAAAGAGCAAGAACUUCAACCCCCAAUUAGUCUCUGCGGACGAUUCUAUGAUUUAUUGGUGAAGUUAUUAGCCACGCAAGCUUUGAAGAAAGUAACUCUUGGCGAUCCAUUAAUACUUGGUCCAAUCGAACCACCAGAGAAAAAUUCUGAUAUUGGCUCUAACAUCAUAUGUGAUGUUGACAAAAUCAUGGAGAAAAAUGAAAUGUUAUCAGUCAACGGAGAACCACUAGAGUUACGUGAACCAAAAGAAAAGGCUCCAAGAAAAAUCGUAAGCAUAAAGGAAGAAGUUGAUGAGAUACGAAUCAGUUCAAGGAGAAUUAAGAAGAAGACAUCCAAAGGAAGUUUUGAUUCCUUCGACUUCGAGCAUGAGGUUAUGUCUCUAAAACCAUUGAAAUCAAUUCUGAGGAAGGAUUUAUAAGGAAAAAACAAUAUAUGACAGUUCAGAAAAAAAAGACCAUAUAUUACUGAAGUUUUAGUAAGAUAUAUCUGUUAACAUUACGUAAAAAUAAAUAUGGGUCAUGACUAUGUCUGAUAUGUAAAACAAAGUACACAAUAAUAUAUGUAUUAUAUAAUUUUACUAGAUUAUGCUCCGC
Eruca vesicaria subsp. sativa (arugula) is the source of this 658-nucleotide messenger RNA. NCBI's taxonomy places the organism in Eukaryota, Viridiplantae, Streptophyta, Magnoliopsida, Brassicales, Brassicaceae. The record is from the annotation of a GenBank genome assembly.